AUGAAUAAUCAUGAUGAGCAAAGGAUGGUUUGGAAUGAACAGAGUGGGGACCAUGAUGUUUAUCAAAUUCAUCAUCAUCAUCAUCAUGAGGAUAUUAAUCGUGUAGAGGCAUCUAUAUCGGACCGGUCUAAUUGGAUUCCUUGGUCUAAAGUGUUAUACGAUGAAGAUGAUCAUCAUGACUCACAUCAUCAUCACGCAUCAGAAGAGGAUGACGACUUUGAAAGUGAAGAUUUUGUUUUUUCAAAAGUAUUAAUCGCUUUCUCCAGAUAUGAAAGACAUUACUUUAGCUUUCUCGACAAGAAGAUUGAAUACUUUCAUAGAGUAUGGAACCAAAGUUUAGGUGACAUCAAAAAACAUAUUACUGUUUCGGAAGCAUUACCAGACCAAUUCGAUAAAUUUAUGGCUAUGAAGAUGGCCAUUAGAAAUAAUUAUGAAAACUUAAUAUUGAAAAUUAUUGAGUCACAUACCUCACAGUUUUUGGAGAGCGAAGUUAAUGAUGAUCUUCAACAAUUUUCGGAUCUUAGCGGGCGUCAAGAUGCACAAUUUUAUCGAGUUUAUAGUUUAAAACCCCGAAUAAUGGAAGUCAACGUUCCUUCAUACAUGUAUAGGACUGAAGACAUCGCCAUGUUGUUGAACUCCGAAGAUUACGACAAGGUGACAUCAACUAUUAAACAGUUUGUAAGAGAUUGGAGCAAGGAAGGACAAACUGAGCGACAAAAUAGCUAUCAUCUCAUUCUAAAUGAGAUAGAAAGACUUUUACCUCUUCAUGGGUGCGUCAACAAGUACAAAGUCCUAACACCAGGCGCAGGACUUGGAAGAUUAACGUGGGAGAUUGCUCGUGCUGGCUACUAUAGCCAGGGAAAUGAAUUUUCAUUCCACAUGCUUCUUGCGAGUGCCUUUAUUUUGAAUCAUCCCUAUAGGGAGGUUGUUUCAGAGGAGAAUGAAGGAAGUGUAAAUUUUGAACAGUUUGAGAUUUUCCCAUUUGUCACGCAUAUGAGUGACUUGUUCUCAAGAACCGAUCAACUAUGCUCAUUUAAGGUACCAGAUGUGAACCCAGGAAAGUUACUUCCGGAUAGCGUUGAAUUUUCUAUGGUUGCUGGUGAUUUUGUAGAUGUUUACAAAAAAGAGAGUGAGAGAGAAUUUUGGGAUUGUAUUGCUACUUGCUUUUUUAUUGACACGGCAGCCAAUAUUUUUGAUUACUUAAAUACUAUUUAUCACUCUUUAAAAGAUGGGGGAUACUGGAUCAAUUUAGGGCCAUUGUUGUGGCAUUAUAAUGAAAUGGGAGAAAAUAGAUUUUCCAUAGAGAUUACUUAUGAAGAGUUGAAACAAGUUGCACAAAAGAUGGGAUUUGAGUUUAUUUAUGAAAACACUAAUGUGGAAAAUACUUACAUUUCUUCGUUUGGAAAUGAGAGACACUCUUCUAUGAGGAGAACAAUAUAUCAUUGCGUGCUUUUUUCUGCCAGAAAAAUUCCACGAUAA
Messenger RNA from Naegleria fowleri, 1479 nucleotides. RefSeq lists its product as uncharacterized. The record is from RefSeq and is a predicted model, not a curated record. Bases 1 to 1479 code for a protein of 492 amino acids. The transcript has a single exon. Lineage: Eukaryota; Heterolobosea; Eutetramitea; Acrasida; Naegleriidae. Gene Ontology annotation, molecular function: S-adenosylmethionine-dependent methyltransferase activity.